UUAUUGUUAUUUCUCUAUUAUACUGUACGUCGACUCGAGUCCUCUUUAACGUUCACAUUUCUUCCCACACGGCGCGGCCCAUCCAUCUCGCUCCGAUCCCCCGCCGCAGCGAGCAAACUUUACUAGCUCCACCCACACGCCCCACGCCGCCCGCGCCUCGGGGAACCCCACCUCCGCUCGCCGGACCUCGCGGCGAGCAUUUCGAGCUCCGGGUCGCCGGAAACAGCGCCGGAUCCGGCGAGUUCCGGGGCCGGGCUAGCUCGGCGGAACGCCGGAGCCGCGAGCUGCAUCUGCGGUUGCCUUAGAUCCGUGGCUGGUCACUGGAAAUUUCUGGGAACAACACUUCUCGGUUGGAGUCGAUUCCGCGGGUUGGUGGGGAGGUUGGUGUGCGGUGAGGCUGGUGGGCGGGCGUUGUACAUGAGCGCCAGAAGCCUCCGCCACCGCUGCGUCGUCGUUGGAGGGCUUUCGCUGCGCGAUGAUCGAGCAGUUUGUUAAUUUUGUUAUCCGGCCGCCGCGUGCAGAGUACAAUCCAGAUCAGUAUUUAUGGGAACCAGAGUUUACUCUUGCUGGAAGAAAGUACAAACGACUAGACUUGGAGCUCUCUAACGAAAGAAACCAGACCUUAAAAUGCAGCCACUAUGUUCCUUCUGUCAUUCCAGAGAACACCGCCCUUCCAUGUGUGAUCUACUGCCAUGGAAAUAGUGGGUGCAGAGCAGAUGCAAAUGAAGCUGCUGUCAUACUUCUCCCUUCAAAUAUCACAGUUUUUGCACUUGACUUUGCUGGAUCAGGGCUAUCAGGGGGAGAGUAUGUCAGCCUUGGUUGGCACGAGAAACAGGAUCUCAAAUGUGUGGUAUCCUUUUUGCGAAAUAAUAAGGAAGUUUCUUGUAUAGGCCUUUGGGGGCGGUCGAUGGGUGCUGUUACAAGCCUACUCUAUGGAGCAGAAGAUCCCUCGAUUGCUGGAAUGGUUUUGGACAGUGCUUUCUCUAACUUAUAUGACUUAAUGCUGGAGCUUGUAGAUGUUUACAAAAUCCGAGUUCCUAAGUUCACGGUUAAGAUGGCUGUACAGUACAUGCGCCGUGUCAUUCAAAGAAGAGCUAAGUUUGACAUAAUGGAUCUCAACGUUGUUCAGUUUGCCCCCAAGACGUUUAUUCCAGCAUUAUUUGGACAUGCAUCGAAUGACAUGUUUAUCCAGUCCCAUCACUCUGAUCGUAUUCACCAGACAUAUGCGGGAGAUAAAAAUUUAAUCAAAUUUGAUGGCGAUCAUAACUCCCCAAGGCCCCAAUUUUAUUACGAUUCUGUUUCAAUAUUCUUUUAUAAUGUUCUGCAUCCACCUCAAUUUCCAUCUGUAUGCUCAAAUAAGUUAGAGAAGUACUACAACCUUGGUGCUGGAACCAAUGAGAGCUUAUUAUAUGAAAUCAUCAAUGGUCUAAGGGCUGCUGGUACUGAUGCAGGAAGUUCAUCAGCAGCUGCAACUAGUUUAACAAAUGCUACAAAAUCAGUAGUCGAAUUGCUGACAGAGAGAGUCAAUCAGUUGUCUGUUAAAAAUGAUAAUGACUUGGAUUUCCUUUUGGACGAAAAUCAUAACCUCACUGAGAUGGACAGUAACACUGCAGAGUCUCAUACACAGGAUAAAACGAACAGGCAAAAUGAGGAGUGUUGCUCAUACACAAGUUCAACUCGAGAGAGCUGGGGAAGAUGUUCUUCCUUGGGGGCAGCUAGUGAUAGAUCAUCCUCCGGCGAGCGCCCUGGGAUUUCUAAUAAUAAGCAUAAGAGCAUGACACUAAGAGCUCUGGCAACACCACUGAGACGGAUACGAAGGAAACCUCUCACUAUACCGAAGGAGAGGAAGAAUAGGUCUCUAUGGAAGAGGCUCAACCAGGAGAGGCAUGAUAUGGGGGAGAGCUUAACCCAGCGUUUCAGGCUAUGUAUCCAAGGCCAGGCUAAGCACAAGAGAACAAAGUCAUCUUGACAACUGUGAAUACUGAUUUUAACCCAGACAAAACUGCUACGAACAACCACGGUUCACCGACAAAAAUGGACAUUUGAUUCUGACUCGGCGCCAAUCCUGUUGUAUACUUACUACUGGAUCUGGCAAGCAAGAUAUGUACUCCGUAGCUGUCUUCUCUGUUCAUCAUAAUCUCCAUGUUUUAUCUUGUAGAUCACAAGAUUGUAGAAUUGUAGUGUGUGACCCCUGGUUUGGGUAGGGAAAACGUGCAUUAUUGUCGAGGUCUCAGUAGGCUUUGGAGUUCAAAUUGUAGCGAUGUAACACCUCAUAUGUUUAUUGUUUGGGGUGGGGACCUUAUGUUGUGGUAUCUGCUUAAGGGAAGUGGUUUGCUCAUGAA
Messenger RNA from Brachypodium distachyon (stiff brome), 2342 nucleotides. RefSeq lists its product as uncharacterized. The record is from RefSeq and is a predicted model, not a curated record. The transcript is spliced from 14 exons. Bases 476 to 1969 code for a protein of 497 amino acids. Lineage: Eukaryota; Viridiplantae; Streptophyta; Magnoliopsida; Poales; Poaceae.